UACAGCUCCGAAAGGCCACCACUUGCUGCCAAAGUACCAGCACAUUCAUCCAGCAGCAUGCCUCCAUCUCCUCGUCGUUCCGACCCUCGAGAGCGUGACACAUCACUUCCUUAUUCUCGACUCAUGACCCAGAACCAAUCUCAGGAUAGUCUCCUCCUCAAUACACCAGACAGUUGUCGUGCUGGGACUUCAGGUUCAGCCCUCUCAAUGUGGAAUGGUUCAUCCAACGGUGUGACCGAUUCCCUCCCGCCAACGCCAGUGGGCGGUAGUGGUGCAGCCAGCAUGCCUUCUAGUCCUCGUCUGUUUCGUAGAUUCCACACUCCAGAUGCAGGCCGCAAUGGAGGACUCGAACCCACUCCACGGCAAAGAAAGUACUCCGCUGGGUCACUUACAGGCAUGAGCUCGCACAGUCGCUCCCUACCACGCCUCUAUCAACCUGCCGACACUCAACUCACUCUCCCACCAAGCUAUCGGUCUCCUGAUGGCCAGCUUUCUCGCCCAACUGGCUCCAACCACCAGAAUGGUCAUUCUGAAUUGGUCUCUAUCUCGCUGUCCAAUAAACCUGGAACCAAACACACCGUAGCCCCACCAGAUGUCACCAUGACAUUGGGAGAAGCCACCAGCCCCCGCCAGGCCAAGAAGGUGAGUUUGACAUCCACCAGCUGUUACUCGGAAGUGGACAGGCAAGCCAUGCGUGGUCCCUCACCAGCUCUGGAGAUUGGCCUCGGGGAGAGAAGGCAGUCGUUCGGAAAGGCAGGCCUGGGUCCGCCGAGUGGCUUCAGGGAGAGAAAGGGCAGCAUCAGCUCUCUCAGUGGAAAGGAGGAGCUUCAAGAUUACCAUCAGAGACAGAGGGAUGAAAGACUGCGGGAACAAGAAGUGGAGAGACUGGAACGUCAGCGUCUGGAGACUAUCCUUAAUCUGUGUUCCGGGCUGGGCCGUGCAGAGCAGGACAAAACUGGCUUGGCCGUCGCAGACUUGCAGAAGAUCAACAAGGAGCUGGAGAAAUUACAGGUGUCAGAUGAUGAGUCCACGUUCUCAGACUCUGCAAGUCUGUCAGCCAGCAUUUCUGCUGAAAACAACUAUGGGCUUAAAGCCCAGGAGACCCAGGCCAGCGAGGAGAGACAGGUACGGCAGCGCAAGAAUAGUGGACACAGAGAAGCCAGGGCGGAGAAAACGGCUGUCCUUGGCUCCGCUCCCACCCCUUCUCCUCGGCUGACACGGAUAAUAAAGCAGACUGCUGAGGAUGACACACAGCUGAAGCUGGACGCGAGACGUAUAGAGGAGGAGAGGAUCCAGGUCCUGAACAAUAUGGAAGAGUUAGAGCUGAAGAUCAAAGACCUGAACAACCAGAUGGAGGAGUCCAUCAGAGAGUUGGAAGUGGAGCGCGCUCUGUUGGAAGGCGAGCAGGAUUCGGAGAUGGCUCAGCUACAGCAGGAGAAAGACUCUCUGGAGCAACUGAAAGAGAAGAUGGCUGACAUUGAGAACAAAGCACAGAUGGAAAAAUCUCAGGACAAAGCCAAGCUAGAUGCGGAGCAUGUAAAGUUAGAGCGACUGGCGCAUCUGCUUGCAGAGCAGAAGACUCAGUUGGACACCUGCCCCGAAGCCUUGAAAGAGCAACUUCAGCUGCAGCUCUGCAGGGAUGCAGAGACGCUAGAGGUGGAGACCAAGCGGUUUGAAGACCUAGAGUUUCAACAGCUGGAACGAGAGAGUCGUCAGGAUGAGGAGAAAGAGACUCAGACCCAACAUAUUCUCAGGGAGAUCGCAGAACACCAGAGGAGCACCGUCACACGGAAGGAGAGGCUGCUGGCCCUGAAGAAACAGUACACCCAGAUUUCCCAGCAGGCUCAGAGGGACAAAGACAACUUUGUGAAGGAAAAGAACAAUCUUCAGAUGAUGCUGCAGCGGGAAAAGGAGAAUCUUGUCAGCUUGGAGAAGAAAUAUUCUGAGCUCACUGGGGCAUUGGGUUUCCCUGUCAGUCCCAUCAGUAUGAAGGAGGGCUAUGUUACAGUCAAUGAGAUCAAUGAACUGUACUCUCAGCUGGGGGUAGAUCCCACCCCAGCCCCACUCCCCACCCAAGCCCAGUCCUCUCCUGACGCCCCUGCCACAGGGACUGACCCCAGCCCUGAACCUAGUCCUGCGGAGAGCACUGCCCUGCCAGGAGAGGGUGAGCACUCUCCCUCUUCCUGUCCACUGUCGUCCUCCAUCCCUUCUUCCUCUUUCACUGCAUGUUCUCGUCCCAAUUCUAAACCUCCCUCUGUGCACUGGCCUGAAGACAUGGUCACCUUCCUCAACCCUUCUCCUCCUCCUCCUCCUCCUCCUCCUCCUCUGCCUGCCAAAAAACAGCGCUGUCACAGACAGCAUUUCCGCACCCUAGAAGAAAGGAAGCAGUACGGUAAGGGAAGCGGAGCUCAUUUGAGUGACACUCUUCCUCGGAAGAAGACCCAGCCCACCAUAACCCCACAGUUCACCUGUGCCACACUUGGUCGUAACAUACCCUCUAAUUCCCAUCCCCCUUUAGCUCAAAGCUCCAGCUGUGGGAGUGUGUUGAACCGAGCCCUUGCCAUCUCCCCUAAAGAGACGCACAUGGAUACACACCGCCUGCACAAGGGCAAAUCUAAGAAAGGACAUUAUUGCACGGUGGCUGGUCUUUGUGAGCACAGUAAAGGGCCCCAGGGUGCCCCGGGCAGUGCCUGGCCAGAGGAAACUGAGCUGGGCAGCAGGAAUGGAGAAUCUGCUCCUGGGAGUGAUGCUGCACUCUCAGGUAAAGCUGAGAUAGCCCUGAAAACAGGAAGGAUAAGUCAUGUGGUGUUAUUUCAUAGUGGCACAGUCUCACAAACCAACAUCUACCUAGACUCUUUUGGUUACCAAGAUAACGGCCGUGCCUUUGAUACGCUGAGUGUGGACAGCUCAGACAGUAUGGAAACCAGCAUUUCUGCUUGUUUGCCCGACAACGUCUCCAGCGCCAGCACCUCCAAUGUUUCCAAGAUCGAGGAGAUGGAACGUCUUCUCCAGGAGGCUCAGGCAGAGAAGCACCGGCUCUUGGAACACAGGGAGAGAGAGAUGGAGAAUAAGAGCAGGGCUCUUGAAGAGGAGAGGAGACGGCGAGAAGAGCUAGAAAAACGGCUGCAAGAAGAAACCAGCAGGAGGCAGAAACUCAUCGAGAGAGAGGUGAAACUUCGUGAGAAACAGAGAGCACAGUCUCGUCCCCUCACACGCUACCUACCUGUAAGAAAGGACGACUUUGACCUUCGUGGCCACAUCGACUCGGCCGGCCACAACACAGAGACUUGUUACCACGUCUCCAUCACCGAGAAAACCUGCAGGGGCUUCCUCAUUAAGAUGGGCGGCAAAAUCAAAACCUGGAAGAAGCGCUGGUUUGUCUUCGAUCGUAACCGCAGGACCCUGAGCUACUAUGCAGAUAAACACGAGGCCAAACUGAAAGGAGUGAUUUAUUUCCAGGCCAUAGAGGAAGUAUAUUACGACCACUUAAAGAGUGCCCACAAGAGUCCAAACCCUUCACUUACGUUCAGUGUGAAGACCCAUGAUCGCGUCUACUACAUGGUGGCACCCUCUCCAGAAGCUAUGAGAAUAUGGAUGGACGUUAUCGUAACGGGGGCAGAGGGAUACACUCAGUUCAUGAUUUAGAUGUUGUCUGCCAGCAGAGAAGGAAUAAUAUGUGCAGUGUGUGGACUUAAAAACCACUGGACUUGAUCUGCACUCUUUCACAUGCUGGUUUCAGUAUUGAUUCCCCCAAACGCUGAACUUAUUAUUAUUUUUGCGUUCGUAUCAGUUUUUCAAUCUCAAUCCACAGUAUUGAAGCUUUUCUCUUCGCUGCCUUUAUAUUUUAUUAUGCAACAUGAACUUUUGCUUGGCGGCCCAGAAGAUAGAAUGGAACACAUAUCCUAUAAUUUUGUGUGUAUGUUUGUGCUUGUGUCUUUUGGUAUUUCGUCCGUCUGAUUGUGUGAAGAGAGAAAGACGUGUUAAAUGAUAUUUAGUGCCAGUGUGCCACGUUGUGUGUGGUCUGUUUGCUACCUUGUGUACAGGGCCUCAGGGACACACACAUUAUAAUAUAAACAGCUGUCAGCUGUUCUGCCAAAGAUGAAAUGCACACUGACCACACGCUAUAGAGUUUAUGUAUAGAUGCGUGUGUUGGUGUUUGCCAGUGCCUUCAGUUCUAUAUUAUACUGAUAUAUGCCUUUAUACUCAACAUUCAUAUUAAUCAAAGGUGCUAUAAGACACGCAUGUGUGGCUAUUUUAACACUACAGUUAUUCAUUACAAAAGUCUCACAACUUCCGAAACACUAAAGCUGCUUGCCGUUCAGGUAUUACACAGGAUAAAACAUCCUCUGUUUAGAAUUAUACUACACAAAGACUACGUGUUUAGUAUGUCUUAUAAUACUUGAUCAUUUUAUCAUCAUGCAUAUGUAACUUUUGCAUUUUUAUGAACUGUAUUCAAUGCUUUUGGCCUGUUUUCAGGCUAUGAUUACUAUAUUUAGUUUGACGUCAUCAGAAAAUGAUCAUUAAGAAGAUAAUUAAGCUUCAGUUAAAGCCAGUACUACAAUACAACAUGUCCUUAAUUUCCUAGUUUGUGUGGUUUUAUUAGUUCAAGUCCAAUCAGACUGAAUUUGAGGUGUAAUUUCAUUACCACCAGCAGGAGGCGACAGCCAUGCGGAAAAUGUUAGCCAUCAGCUUUUAUCUGUGAAUUAGCCAGUAGUCUGUUUUGAAUAUUGUUAAUACUCAUUUGAGACUAUAUUUAUACUUUUGUUUACCAUGCAUGCACAUUUAUUUUUGCAUAUGUAUGUUGUUUAUGAUCUCUGUCUACUUGAUAAACCUUUGACUAUGUCCUGAGAGUA
Molecule: messenger RNA, 4853 nt
Organism: Sinocyclocheilus anshuiensis
Lineage: Eukaryota; Metazoa; Chordata; Actinopteri; Cypriniformes; Cyprinidae
Product: pleckstrin homology-like domain family B member 2
Exons: 20
Coding region: 58-3645 (1195 amino acids)
Biological process (GO): regulation of microtubule cytoskeleton organization
Cellular component (GO): basal cortex
Source: RefSeq, a predicted model, not a curated record